GUUUGCUUGUUCGUUUUUUUUUUUGGCUGCAGAAAUAAAUAAACGAAUUUCGGUUUAAAAUGAGCGGAAACUAUGAUAAUUGUGAAUUAAAUUAAGUACAAAAAAGUGAAACCACCAACUGGAAGCAAAUUCUGGGAGAUAAAUAUUUGUGGUCCAGAAAAUAUUUGGAGUGGCCAUUGGAGACAACAGCUGUCGGUCUGCUGGCUGGCGAAAGGUGAACUGAGGUCAUUGUAUUGUUGGGAAUUACGUGUGCGUAUAUCCGCCGCCCAUCUACUUGCCCCUGCCCUCCCCCUCCUCCUCAUCCACUCAAGUGCUCGGGAAGCUGCCAAAAAAAAAGAAGAAAAAACAAAAAGAACGCCUCUUGGCAUAAUCAAUUAAAAUGCCUAGGAAUCUGCCGCUUCUGCCGCUGGCCCUUUGUGCCGUCGCCUUUUUGGCCGCCGUGGGUCCAAUGCCCGCCAUCGGGGCGGUGGCCAACCACAAGCACGAGAAGCAUCUCAGCAAGGAGCGGGUCAAGGACGGGGUCUACGCCCCCCGGGACGCCCACCACCAUGGCGAGGAUGGGGAGCACAACGUGGAGUUCGAUCACGAGGCCAUUAUCGGCAACACAAAAGAGGCUCAGGAAUUCGACACACUAACACCGGAGGAAUCGAAGAGACGUCUGCUGAUACUGGUCAAAAUGAUGGAUCUGAAUAAGGACGAAUUUAUUGACCGGCAUGAGUUGAAAGCCUGGAUUUUAAGGUCUUUUAAAAAACUAUCGGAAGAAGAAGCUGCUGAUAGAUUUGAAGAAAUAGAUCAGGAUGCGGACGAGAAAAUAACCUGGACGGAGUAUCUGCAGGAUACUUACGCCAUGGAGGAUGAGGACUUUAAAAAGGAGACCAUUGACUUCGAUAGCUACGAGGAUGAGCAGAAGAUGAUCAAACAGGACAAGGAGAUGUUCAAGGCGGCCGACACGAAUAAGGAUGGAGUGCUGACGCUGGAGGAAUAUGUUUACUUCCAAAAUCCCGAAGAGCAUCCACAAAUGUUGCCCAUACUGUUGGAGCACACGAUGCAGGAAAAGGAUUUGGAUCACAACGGAAUGAUCAACUUCCAGGAGUUUGUCGGCGACGCAGCCUCGCAUCACGACAAGGAGUGGCUGAUCACAGAGAAGGAGCGAUUCGACAAGGAUCACGAUUCCAAUGGCGAUGGCGUGCUCACGGGCGAUGAGGUUUUAUCCUGGAUUGUGCCGAGUAAUACGGCGAUUGCCAACGACGAGGUGGAUCACCUGUUUGUCUCCACCGAUGAAGAUCACGACGAUCGGCUGUCCUACCUGGAGAUACUCAACAACUACGAUACCUUUGUGGGCAGCGAGGCAACCGAUUACGGGGACCACUUACAAAACAUUAACCAUCUCUCCGACGAGCUGUAGAUUCCAGCCAAAUCCCUUUCCUGCUAUAGUGAACCUGUGCUUAGUAUUGUAUUUCAUUUAAAUAGUUAGUAAAUUUAUGUUUUAUUUAUGUAAAUUCAAGUGACAAUUGCAAAUCAAUAUCGCUAAAUUGUUUUGAGCGCUUCUUACGAAUUUCAUUUCACAUGUCUUAGUUUUCUUGUUUGUCAUGUACCAAUUACAUUACGUGUAGUAAUUUAUAUAGACACAAAAAAGAAUCUACAAAAUAAAUAAUUUUUACUAAAUUA
This is a messenger RNA of Drosophila gunungcola (fruit fly), 1668 nucleotides long. RefSeq names its product reticulocalbin-2. Lineage: Eukaryota; Metazoa; Arthropoda; Insecta; Diptera; Drosophilidae. The transcript has 4 exons. Gene Ontology annotation, molecular function: calcium ion binding. The record is from RefSeq and is a predicted model, not a curated record. Bases 380 to 1405 code for a protein of 341 amino acids. Gene Ontology annotation, cellular component: endoplasmic reticulum.